CCUUCCCAUCUACUCACUGUUUUUCCAAAUCUUUUAAGCUGAAAGAGCUUCAAUAUUGCAAGCCCUAUUUUCUUCUGCUUGCUUUAACACUAGAAUGGGAAGGACUCCAUGCUGCAACGCCGAUGGGAUGAACCGAGGUCCAUGGACACCGGAAGAAGACAAGAAACUCUUAGCCUAUAUUCAACAAUAUGGCUGUGGAAGCUGGCGUUGUUUGCCACGAAAAGCAGGUCUUCAAAGAUGUGGGAAGAGCUGCAGACUGAGAUGGAAUAAUUACCUCAGACCUGAUAUUAAGAGGGGGCAGUUCAGUUUACUUGAAGACCGAACCAUCAUCCAACUUCAUGCUCUUCUUGGCAGCAGAUGGUCCGCUAUAGCCACACACUUGCCAAAGAGAACUGACAACGAGAUCAAGAAUUACUGGAACACACAUCUUAAGAAAAGGUUGGCCAUGAUGGGCAUCGAUCCAGUUACUCACAAGCCAAAAGGCACCGUUCUUGAGUCUGCAAAUGGUGACCCCAAAAGCGCAUCCAAUCUUAGCCACAUGGCUCAGUGGGAGAACACUCGGCUUGAGGCCGAAGAAAGACUAGUCAGAGAGUCACAGUUAUGCUACCAAUUAUACGAUCUGCCGCCAGGCUUUUCUUCAGGAAGAUCAUCUGCUGCAGCCUCGGGCAUGCUACUCAAUGAAACAACCACCAGUAAACUCGCACCCCCACGUUGCCUUGACGUUUUGAAAGUAUGGGAAAGCGUGAUGUUAGAGUCGAUGCUAGCUGCAGGAAAUGAUCAUCAUGGUGGCGUCGAUUCUGGUUGCGUUUUUGGUCUUGGCAUGGGUGGCCAUUCUGAUAUUGCCUCUGAGAUAUCUGCAUUAGGUUUCUUGGAGAUCAACGCAAGGGAUCAUCAAACGUACUUAAAUGAAUUCAAUGAAAUAUCAACCAUGCAGCUCCACAAGAUGAAUCUGGCUACUGGGGACGUUGGAUAUCGUCGUCAUCAGUACCAUCAUCAUGAUCAUGAUGGUGUUUUUAAUAAUAUGCCCCACCAUAUUUUAUCUGCAAACAGCUUGAUUACAGGCAGUGCUGGAAGUGGAUCAAGUAAUGCUGUCGAGGAACGAGCAAGAAAUGAGACGAAUUAUUGGCAUGAUAUCAUUAAUACGGGGAGUUACUAACUGUCAAAGAAAUUACCAGUCGUUUGAAUUAAUAAUGUAGGUAGCUAGCUAGCUAGCGAGCUGGGUACGUAUUUUCUUGGCAACCAACGUCUCCCUCCCCCUCUUAAAUGCUACUGAUUUUUGUUUUUUACAUUGUAAUCAAUAAUCAGAAAUCGACAUUUAUUAAGUUGUACGUGUUCAAAUUCUGC
Juglans regia (Persian walnut) is the source of this 1344-nucleotide messenger RNA. RefSeq names its product transcription factor MYB106-like. The transcript is spliced from 3 exons. The coding region runs from base 95 to 1156 and encodes 353 amino acids. The record is from RefSeq and is a predicted model, not a curated record. NCBI's taxonomy places the organism in Eukaryota, Viridiplantae, Streptophyta, Magnoliopsida, Fagales, Juglandaceae.